Dunckerocampus dactyliophorus (ringed pipefish) is the source of this 8047-nucleotide messenger RNA. It is a transcript of the gene calcrlb, whose product is annotated as calcitonin receptor-like b. The record is from RefSeq and is a predicted model, not a curated record. The transcript is spliced from 12 exons. Gene Ontology annotation, cellular component: plasma membrane. Lineage: Eukaryota; Metazoa; Chordata; Actinopteri; Syngnathiformes; Syngnathidae. Gene Ontology annotation, molecular function: adrenomedullin receptor activity; calcitonin receptor activity; calcitonin gene-related peptide receptor activity. Bases 266 to 1744 code for a protein of 492 amino acids. Gene Ontology annotation, biological process: cell surface receptor signaling pathway; adenylate cyclase-activating G protein-coupled receptor signaling pathway; angiogenesis.
GAUGGCUGCAUGAGGAGAAAGGUAAACAUCUGUAACGGAGGUUUCUAAGUUCACCAACUUGACUAAACGCUGCUUUGCUUCAGUUUCAGUCCAGAACUUUACAGUAAUUUAUACAUACAUUCCAUUCCAUACGCUCCCCACCUCUGAAAUCAAGAGUUCGCCCAUGAUUGAAACCAUGGCGAUGUGACGACACCAAGGCCAGCAGAGGACGCUGUUGCAACACGGCUUUAUUUGACAUCAUUCUGCAAAAAAUUGACGAAAGAACAUGCAUCUGGACAUGAACGGCGUCACGUUCCUCCUGGUGAUGUUCUCCCUGAGCAAGCUUCUGAUGGCGGAAAGCUCUGAAGACGCCUAUCAGGAACAUCACGGGGAACAUGAGGCCACAAGACACCAAAUUGUCACGGCCCAGUACGAGUGCUUCCAGCGGAUGGUGAGAGGAGACUGGCAUCGCAGAGCCAAGACCAUGGGACCGGUGUGCAACACAACAUGGGAUGGUUGGCUAUGCUGGGAUGAAACUGAACGGGGACUCACGGUAGAGCAGAGCUGCCCAGACUAUUUCAAAGACUUUGACCCUUAUGCAACGGCGUCCAAAGUCUGCACAGAAACGGGCGAGUGGUGGCGCCACCCGGAGAGCAACCGGACAUGGACGAACUUUACCAACUGUAAAGCCAACACCACACACCACGGCACGGCGGCGAUGACUCAUUUCUACCUGGUCAUGAUUGGACACGGACUUUCACUGGUCUCAUUGACCAUAUCAUUGGCGAUAUUCUUCCAUUUUAAGAGUCUGAGCUGCCAGAGGAUCACGCUGCACAAGAACCUAUUUGUGUCCUUUGUUCUGAACUCGGUCAUCACCGUGGUGUGGCUGACAACUGUGGUGAAGAAACAGGCGCACACGCAUAACGACUCGGCGAGCUGCAAGCUGCUCAUGUUCGUGCACCUCUACCUGCUGAGCUGCAACUACUUCUGGAUGCUGUGCGAGGGUAUCUACCUGCACACUCUGAUUGUGGUGGCCGUGUUUGCCGAGAAGCAGCAUCUCGUGUGGUAUUAUUUGCUGGGCUGGGGAUUCCCGCUGGUGCCGGCAGUGUUACAUUCAGUUGGACGCCACUGCUACUACAAUGACAAAUGUUGGGUCAGCUCGGAUACAUCUCUUCUGUACAUCAUCCACGCGCCCAUCUGUGCCGCCUUGGUGGUAAGCAUCAAACACUGCCCCCCUCCCUCAAGGAAACACUCGCUCAGGUGGCAGGGGUCAUCCACCUUGUCUUUCUGCGUCAAGGUGAACCUGUUUUUCUUGCUGAACAUUGUGCGGGUUCUCAUCACCAAGCUGAGAGUGACCCACCAGGCCGAGUCCAGCCUAUACAUGAGGGCGGUGAGAGCCACGCUCAUCCUCAUCCCGCUGCUCGGCAUUCAGUUCGUGCUGCUGCCCUACAAGCCCCAGGAGCACUGGGUCUCUGAGAUCUACCUCUACAUCAUGGAGAUCCUCAUACAUUACCAGGGACUCCUUGUGUCCACCAUCUUCUGCUUCUUUAAUGGGGAGGUGCAGAGCGUUGUGCGGAGACACUGGAACCAGCAGCAGAUGCAGUUUGCCGGCACGUUCGCCAACGCCGACCUGUUCCGCUCCGCCUCCUACGCGGCGUCGUCGCUCACCGAGGUCCACCGCUGCCACAGCAUCGACAGUCACACCGAGCAGACCAACGGCAAAAGCUACUCCGACAUAUUCCGCUCAGACAGUCCCUUCGUCUGACGAGGGCUCCAGACUCCAGUGGAUUUAACAAUGACUCCACUGAAGUUUUCUUCCGCUUCUUCUGCACAUGUAAACGUUGCCGUCUGAAAGGACAAGAGAGAAAAAAAAGGUCUUAUUUAUCAGAAGUUGUUUUUGUAUAUAUGUGGAGCCAUUCAUUCAUUCAUUCUCACUUUCUGCUUGAGGAACGUCUCCAUGUAGGUUGCACUUGGAGUUUACUUUUUUGUUCUUAUUUAUGUUUCCUUCAUGUAAGCUCCAACAAUACUGAGCUUCAGAUGGUGUUGAUUCCAAAAUGCUGGAGAGGAGCUUGCGAGAUGAUGAACUACACCUACACCAGGGGUGUCCAAACCUUCUUCCAGCGAGGGCCGCAUAGUGAAAAAUGAAAGAAUGCAACUUUGCCACUUGGAUAUUUUGGAAAGCAACACAUGUCGAUAUGCUAAGAACUUAUAUAUAUUUCAAGAAAAAACUGCAACUCAGCUCAACUCAGAAGAAAAUGUACAAGAAAAAAGAAGAAAAAAGUUUUAAAAGGCAACAGUAGAAAUGUACAAAACAGCUGUCAUUUUACGAGAAUAAACUUGUAAUGUUAUGAGGAAAAAUUGUCAUUUUAGUAGCAUAGAGUUGAAAUAUUAAAGAAAGAAAGUUAUUUUUUAAAAGUCAAAAUAUGAGAAACAAACACAACUAAUGAAUGAAGUUGUCAUUUUUGACAAAUCUGGUUGUGAAAACAUUAUAUUAUUAUCACAAGUCAAAAUAUUAUGGGAAUAAUAUCAUUAUUAUGAGAAUAAAAUGUACAAGGAAACAGUUGGGGGGGGGAACACCAGCAGAAAUGCUGAGAAUAAAGUCAAAAUAUUCAGAGAAAAAAGUUGUAAUAUUAUGAGGGAAAAUCAUGUCAUUUUAGUAGGAUGGACUUGGAGAAAAAAUUCAUAUAUUUUUUUAAGACGGAAUGUGAGAAACAAAUAAAACCAAUGAAAGAAGCUGUAAUUUUUGGAAUUGUUGUGGAAAUGUCCUAAUGUUACAGCAAUGAAGUCCAAAUAUUAUGGGAAUGAAGUCAUAGUUACGAGAAGAAAAAAGUUUAAAUAGGUGGGAAAAAAUGGGGGGAAAAAAAACUGCUGAAAUUUUACUAGAAUAAAGUCCAAAUUUUAAAAAAAGAAAGUUGGAUUCUAACCAGAAAAAAAAAUCACACUUUUACAGGAAUUUUACAGAAACUCGUAAUAUUAUGAGGAAACAUGUCAUUUUAGUAGCAUGGAGUUGAAAUGAUAAUGAAAAAAAAUCUGUUUAUUUUUAUAAGUCGGAAAAUUAUGAGAAACAAACAAAACAAAAUAAAGUUGUCAUUUUUGGAAAAUUGGGUCGGAGAAAAAAAUUCAAAUAUUAUGGUAAUAAAGUCUUAUCUAUAAUAUCACAAGAAGACUAAUAAUAGGCUUUUUCAUUGAUAUGACAAAGCUGAGAUGCAGUUUUUUCUUUAACUAUAUCUAACUUCUUAGCAUAUUGCUUUACAAAAUAUCAGUGGACCUUGCAUCCUUUCAUUUUUUAAAGAUGUAGCCCUCGGUGGAAACGGACACCCGUGUAGUCGACAUAAUAUGUGCCAGGUUCGCUUACAGUAUUAUAAAUGACUUUGAGCUUGUUUCGAUGUACAGUCACUUGUAAAUUCUCACAUUCGCUGUUGUUUUUGGCUCGUUUUCAGAGAGCAACUUUGGAUAAAUCCGAUGUAUAGACAAACAUCAUCAAAAGGUUGUAAAUAAAGAUGGCUUUUUCAGCAUUGCCUGCUGGUUGCGUCCGAUGACUUGGAAAGGAAGAGAAUAUUUCUCUUUUGACACUUUUAAGAAAGGGCGGGAAUUCCUCGUCGAUCCAGACAAAGUGACGGCAUGUUGCUCUUUGCUCUUCAUCCUGCAUGUGAACACAGAGUCAGUCCCAAAGGAAAAGCGAGAAGCUGCAAAAGCCAUCAAUGAGACAUCCAAGUUCACCCGCAAAGUGUACGCACCAAGCAGGAUGUUGACUGUUUGUUGCCAACCUCCCCUCCCUUUUUGACCUCCGUUGCCAUACGUUUGCACUCAACUUGUGACUGCAAACACUUUAGCGGCUGGGGGGGUUACGGGAUAGGGCAGGGGUGUCCACAGUGCGGUCCGUGGGCCAUUGUCAUAUCUAAAAAUAGAAUUUAAGAAGAAAAAAAUCAGCAGUACAUUUACGAGAAUAAAGUCGGAAUCUAACAAGAAAAAGUGGUAUUUUUACAAGAAUAACGGCGUAAUAUUAUGAGGAAAAAUAGCAUCAUUUUAGUAGCACAAAAUUGAAAUAUUAAAGGAAAAAGUUAAUUUUUUUUUAAGUCAGAAUAUUAUGAGAAACAAGCAAAACCGUGAAAAAAUGUGUCAUUUUUGGAAAAUAAGGUGGCAGAAAUGUUGGAGAAUAAAGUCAAAAUGUUAUGGGAAUAAAGUCAUAAUUGGAAGAAAAUGUACACGAAUAAAACUGAGAUAGUUGGAGGGGGGGGGACAAGAGCAAAAACAGAUGACACUUUAUGAGCGUAAUGUCAGUAUAUUAAGAGAAAACAAGUUGUAAUCUAAGAAGAAUAACGUGGUUAUAUUAUGAGGAAAAAUAAUGUUAUUUUAGUAGCAUAAAGUUGAAAUAUUAAAGAAUUUUUUUUUUUAUCAUAAUAUUAUGAGAAACAAACAAAACAAGUUGUAAUUUUUGGAAAAUUAGAUUGGGGAAAAAGUUAAGAGAGUUAUUAUUGGAAUAAACUCACAAUUAGGAGAAGAAAAUUUACAAGAAAUACGUUGAAAUAGUUGGAAAAUUAAAAAACAACAGCAGAAAUGGAAAAAAACAGCCCUAAUUUUACGAGAAAGAAGUGAAAAUAUAUCGGGGAAAAAAGUUGUAUUCUAGUGAGAAAACUCAAUUUUAUCUGAAUAACGUCACGUUAUGAGGUAAAAUAAGGUCAUUUUAGUAGGAUGUGGUUGAAAUAUUAAAGAAAAGAAUUUAUGAAAAACAACCAAACCCAACGUGUGCUAUUUGCAUAUUUUGUAAAUAUUUAGUUUUACACUUGGCAAUACAUUUAGUUUCAACAUUCAUAUUUAACGUUAACAUUUAUAUUUAACAAUUACAUUUAACAUUUACUGUAGCUCUGACCUGGCCGCACGGUCUAGUGGUUAGCAUGUCGGCCACACAGUCAGGAGAUCAGGAAGACCUGGUUUCAAAUCUCCGUUGGGCAUCUCUGUGUGAAGUUUGCAUGUUCUCCCCGUGUGUGUGUGGGUUUUCUCCGGGUACUCCGGUUUCCUCCCACAUUCCAAAAACAUGCAUGUUAAUUGGAGACUCUAAAUUGAGACUCUAAAUUGUCCAUAGGUAUGAAUGUGAGUGUGAAUGCUUGUUUGUCUAUAUGUGCCCUGCCAUUGGCUGGCGACCAGUCCAGGGUGUACCCCGCCUCUUGCCCGAAGUCAGCUGGGAUAGGCUCCAGCAUGCCCCCGCGACCCUAAUGAGGAGAAGCGGCAUAGAAAAUGGAUGGAUGGAUGUAGAUUUGACAUUGGGAUUUAGAUUAUCAUUUAACAUUUCGAUUUAACAGUUACUUUAGAUUUGACAUUUAGAUUUAACAUUUAGAUGGUCAAGGCUCCAGCAUGCCCCCGCGACCCUAAUGAGGAGAGGCGGUAUAGAAAAUGGAUGCAUGGAUGGAUUUAGACGGUCAUUUACAUUUAUAUUUAACAUUUACUGUACAUUUGAGAUUUAGAUUUAACAUUUUGAUUUAGAUUUACGAUUUAGAUGUAGCAUUUAGAGGCUCAUUUACAUUUAGAUUUGACAUUUAGAUGGUCAUUUACAUUUAGACUGAACAUUUUGAUUUAGAAUUACCAUUUAGAGGAUCAUUUACAUUUAGAUUUAAUAUUUAGAUUUAACAUUUACUCUACAUUUGGUUUAGUUUAUUUGAACAUGAAGGUUACAAUGGAAUACAUCUCGUGAAUCAUUCUUUGACAGUUCCACAUGUCCAAAAGGAGUAGGAAGAAGCAAAGCUUAUUUAAUCCUACCCCCCAUCCAUUCUACAUCUAGUACAGUACAUGUAGUUCACUUCCUGGAUUCCAUGUCAUGUUUUCAGUGAUAGUCAGGAUAACACAUAAUAGAUAACGGUGAGAUAGCCCUCCCCCCCAAAAAAGAAAGAACAAUAAUAAUAAUAAUAAUAAUAAUGACCUUUUUUUUUUUUUUUUUUUUUUUUAAGCACAACAAAGAAAAUUAUAAAAAUAAAUAAAUAAAUAAAUAAAUAAAAAUAAAUAAAUAAAUAAAAAAUAAAAUUUAAUUAAAUAAAUAAAAAAUAAAAUAAAAUAGAAAAAAAAUAAAAUAAAAUAAAAUAAAAUAAAAUAACAAACCUGACAGAACAAUCAGGACUCUUCUGCCUUGUAUUUAGCAAACAUCAACUGCUUGUAUUGUUUUUUGAAUUUGCUCAUCUCUGUACAUUGUUUGAGUUCUUUACUCAAUCCGUUCCAUAAUUUAAUUCCACACACGGAAAUGCUGUGGGUUUUCAGCGUUGUUCUCGCAUAUAAAUGUUUUAGGUUUAAUUUUCCUCUAAGAUCAUAUUUCUCCUCUCUGAUUGAGAAAUACUUGAUUAGAUUUUUGGGUAACGAGUUAUUAUUAACUUUAUACAUUAUUCUAGCGGUUUGAAAGUGUACUAAAUCUGCGAAUUUUAAUAUCUGUGAUUUUAAAAAUAAAGGGUUUGUAUGUUCUCUAUACUUGGCAUUAUGAAUUAUCCUCACAGAUCUUUUUUGCAGUACAGUGAGUGAGUGAAGAUUGCUUUUGUAAUUAUUUCCCCAUAUCUCCACACAAUACGUUAGAUAUGGAAAUACUAAGGAACAAUACAGAGUGUGGAGUGAUUUUUGAUCAAGAACAUAUUUUGCUUUAUUCAAUAUAGAGAUAUUUCUCGCCACCUUUUGUUGUAUAUAUUUAAUAUGAGAUUUCCAACUCAUUUUUUCAUCUAUUAUAACCCCAAGGAAUUUAUAUUCUUCCACUUUUUCAAUAUCCGUUCCAUUAAUUUGUAUUUGGUCGUACGUGUCCUUUCUACUAUUACCAAAUAGCAUUAUUUUAGUUUUACUUAAAUUCAGAGAUAAUCUAUUCUUGUCAAACCAUGACUUUAAUAUGACCAUUUCAUCCUUGACCUUUUUAAUGAGUUCUUGUGUGCUUUCACCAGAACAGAAAGCGGUGGUAUCAUCGGCGAAUAAGACCAAUUUUAAGUUGUUAGUUACUUUGCAAAUGUCGUUAAUGUACAAGUUAAACAGUUUUGGUCCCAGUAUGGACCCCUGUGGUACUCCACACGUAUUGUGUAGACUCCCAGAUGUAUAUUCUCCUAGCUUUACAAAUUGUUUCCUCUUUGCUAGGUAGCUUUUAACCCAAUUUAAGACUAAACCUCUAAUUCCGUACCUUUCUAAUUUUGAAAUUAAAAUAGUGUGAUUAAUUGUAUCGAAGGCUUUUGUCAGAUCCAUGAAUACUGCUGCUGCGCAUCUUCUGUUGUCUAUGGCAGUAGUGAUUUCCUCCGUGAUUUCCGUCAGUGCCAUAGAAGUUGAAAUGUUGGCUCUGUAACCAUAUUGACUACUUGCCAAUAAUUCAUUCUUAUUAAUAAAUUUGUCCAACCUAUUAUUAAAUAGCUUCUCCACAAUUUUCGAGAAUUGUGGUAACAAAGAAACUGGUCGAUAAUUUGUAAAUUGGUGUUUGUCUCCUUUUUUGAAAAUUGGAACCACCUUGGCUGUUUUCAUUUGAGAUUUAGAUUUAACAUUUAAAUGGUUAUUUACUUUUAGAUUUAACAUUUACUGUGCAUGUGAGAUUUAGAUUUUACAUUUAGAUGAUUAUUUACGUUUAGAUUUAACGUUUAGAUUUAACAUUUACUGUACAUUUGACAUUUAGAUUUAACAUUUAGAUCAUCUUUGACAUCUGCGAUUGGCUGGCGACCAGUCCAGGGUGUACCGUGCCUCUUGCCUGAAGUCAGUUGGGAUAGGCUCCAGCACACCCUCCGCGACCCUAGUGAGGACAAGCGGCAUAGGAACUGCAUGGAUGGAUGGAUGAUCAUUUACAUUUAUAUUUAACAUUUAGAUUCAACAUUUACUGUACUUUUGAUAUUUCUGAAUUUCUCCCUUGACACUUUGCCAUUUUUUCACCCUUUUUCUCAUUUCAUCCAGGGCAACAGCGGCUCUCACAGACUUUAGAAUAGAUUUAACAUUUCGAUGAUGAUUUAAAUUGAAUUUAACAUUUAGAUUUGGCAUUUACAUUGGCCAUUUAAUUCAUAGCUUAAAUGUGGAGAAAAGGAGCUGCAUGUGAGGAAAGUGUGCUAAAUACUCCAAAUAGGUUACCCAUCUAUUG